Messenger RNA from Lathyrus oleraceus (garden pea), 2448 nucleotides. RefSeq lists its product as uncharacterized. NCBI's taxonomy places the organism in Eukaryota, Viridiplantae, Streptophyta, Magnoliopsida, Fabales, Fabaceae. Gene Ontology annotation, molecular function: nucleic acid binding. The transcript is spliced from 6 exons. Gene Ontology annotation, biological process: DNA integration. The record is from RefSeq and is a predicted model, not a curated record. Bases 1 to 2448 code for a protein of 815 amino acids.
AUGACUCUAAAAGUUUACGAUGAAGAGUUGGAAAUUGAUGUGCGUAACACCAUGAGAUACAAAGAUGAUGUGGCCACCAGUCAACACAUAGAGGUGAUUGAUCAAAUGGUUCUGCAAGAAAAUCCUUUAGAUUCUGAAAGGAGAUGCCCGACUAUUAUAAGCUUUAAUCUAGAAGUUUCCCAAGAAGACAAGCUCGUCAAGGUUCUGAAGAAGCAUAAAAGUGCAAUGGGAUGGGCGAUAAAAGACUUGAAGGGGAUUAGCCCUAUGGUAUGUAUGCAUAAAAUUCUCAUGGAGGAUGGUCACAAACCCGUGGUGCAAACCCAAAGAAGACUAAAUCCCACAAUGAAGGAAGUGGUUAGGAAAGAGGUUGUUAAACUAUUAGAUGCUAGGUUAAUUUAUCCCAUAUCCGAUAGCUCUUGGGUGAGUCCCGUUCAUGUGGUUCCAAAGAAAGGAGGAACUGCCGUGAUAAAGAAUGAGAAAAAUGAGGUGCUCCCUACAAGGACAGUCACGGGGUGGCGUGUGUGCAUCGACUACAGAAGGUUGAAUUUGGCGACAAGAAAGGAUCACUUUCCGUUACCAUUCAUCGAUCAGAUGUUGGAAAGGUUGGCUGGUCAUGACUACUAUUGUUUCCUUGAUGAAAGAUGCCAACAGACCAACUUGAUUCUCAACUGGGAGAAGUGCCACUUCAUGGUGCGAGAAGGCAUAGUCUUGGGUCAUAAAAUUUCUCACAAAGGAAUAGAAGUGGACCAAGCCAAGAUCGAGGUAAUAGCAAAGCUACCCCCUCCAAUGAACGAAAAAGUGGGAGCAGUUCUUGGGCAAUUUAGAGAUAAACUGUUGCAUGUCAUAUAUUAUGCUAGUCAUGUUUUGAACCCUGCACAAAUGAACUAUGCGACUACCGAGAAGGAGUUUCUAGCGGUGGUCUAUGCCUUCGAUAAAUUCAGGCAAUAUCUGUUGGGUUCUAGAGUCAUUGUUUAUACUGACCAUGUUGCUUUGAAAGAGAAUGAGGAAAAGCGUCCAAUAAAGGAUGAGUUUGCUGACGAACACAUCCUCGUUGUUAUUGGAAUGCCAUGGUUCGCAGACUACACAAACUAUAUAGUAGGCGGGGUGAUCCCUAGCGAAUUUGACUCUAACAAAAAGAAAAAGUUUGUGCAUGAUUGUAGGUUUUACUUGCGGGAUGACCCAUUUUUGUACAAGAAAGGAGUAGACGGGUUGGUUAGAAAAUAUGUUCCCGAAGAAGAACAGAGAUAUGUCCUAAAAGCAUGCCAUGACUCUGACUAUGGUGGACACUUUAGUGGUGAUAGACCCGCAGCCAAAGUCCUCCAGUCAGGCUUAUACUGGCCCACACUUUUCAAAGAUGCUCAGCAAUUAAUCAAAGAGUGUGAUAAGUGUCAAAGGAUGGGAAACAUUUCAAAAAGAAAUCAGAUGCCGCAGAACCCCAUGUUGCAAGUUGAACUCUUCGAUGUUUGGGGUAUCGACUUUAUGGGACCAUUUCCACCUUCAUUUGGAAAGAACUACAUUUUGGUGGCGGUGGAUUAUGCAUCCAAGUGGGUAGAAGCAGUUGCUCUACCAACGAAUGAUGCAAAAGUGGUGGUCAGGUUUCUAAAGGAAAAUAUAUUUGUCAGGUUUGGAGUGCCAAGAGCUCUAAUAAGUGAUGAAGGAACUCAUUUCUUAAAUCACCUAAUGGAGAAGCUACUUUUGAAGUAUAAAGUAAAACAUCGUAUAGCCACUCCGUACCACCCGCAAACAAGUGGUCAAGUUGAAAUGUCGAAUAGGCAGCUGAAACAAAUUCUGGAGAAGACGGUUAACUCAUCUCGCAAAGAUUGGGCAAGUAAGCUUAAUGAUGCACUUUGGGCAUACCGAACUGCUUUCAAAACACCGAUUGGUAUGUCUCCUUAUCAAUUGGAAUGGGGAUUGCAAGCUGAAGUUCACCGAAUGUUCCAUACCUUAGAUAUGUUGGAAUUCAUGCAGUUAGAAGUGCCAACUUUUGCGCGUAUUACUCUUGAAUUCUUGAGUACCAUUGAAUUUAAGCUGAAAAAUCGGUGGAAUGGAACGGAGAAAGAGUACUAUGGUACUUUUCAUUUUCGUUUAUUUAAUACUGAUCUGGAAUUGUGUGUGGAUGAGUUGGGGAUUAUCCUAAAACUCCCAAUAGUAGGCCCUGGAACGGUGCCCGAUACUCUUGUUCCGACGAAAUUUUGGACCGCUAUAACAGGUAAUGCUAAAUAUGUCUCCAUAGGGGAAAAAGCAUCGGGUAUCCAUAACCCUUGUUUCAGGUACGCUCAGAAGGCUUUGGCGUACACCAUGUUCGGUCGCGGUGAUAGCACCGGUGUCGCCACCCAAAGGGAGUUGUUCUUUCUAUACAGUAUGGCAGCACAAACUCCUAUCAAAGUAGCAGUAUUUGCAACUGACUACCUAGGUAGAGUUGGUCGCGCUACCUCAGGCGACAUUUAG